CCCAGCGCCAACUGUAUAUUGCUCCGGCGUUAGCGGCACAGCGGGCAAGCCCGGGCAACACCCGAGACGAAUCGCGGUCGCGCGCGCCGCACCUUGCCGACGAGGAGAGGCUGCCCAUCUGCUGCACGAUGCGCUCCAUCACUCUCGUCGUCGGCGCGCUCGUCGGGACCGCGUCCGCCCAGACGGAGGGCGACGUGAAGCUGGUAAACGGCCGGACGGCGGGGGGGUACGACGGCCUCCUGCAGGUGUACUACAAAGGCGCAUGGAGCUCGGUCUGCAGCGGCCUCGGAGCCUACGGCUCGGGCAGUUAUUUUGAGGACAGCCACGCGACGCUCGUCUGCAAGCAACUCUUCAACACGGACUGGGUUUCGUGGACCGUCGACGAGGGCCACUGCUACACGCCGCUGACCGGCGGCGGCAUCGUCGAGCUGGAGGACCCCUACGUCUACGAUUACUCGACGUACACGUACACGGCGACCACCUACACCACGUUCCUCGAAGCCGUCGAUGGAAGGUCGGGUGGGCCGUCGGCGUGCACCCACGAUGAGGACGUCUCAAUCGUCUGCGGGUUCGACGGAAGCGAAUCCUCGACGGACGCGUCGCUCGACCUCUCGUGCGUCCCGGGAAAUUGCCCCCCCGGCUACAAGGAGUGCGGCAGCGGCUACAACUACUACCCGACGUGUUGCGGCGGCGACUUCCCCGACUGCGACCAGGAUGGGUACUGCACUCGGCUGUCGCGGACCGCGUGGAAAUCGCCCAGUGGGCUUGUCGCGUCGAUGGCGUGGAGCCGAAACCUUUGGUUUCCACACAGGGACGACGACGACGACGACGACGACGACGAUUGGAUAUGUAUGCGCUUUUUUAUUUUUAUUGGAAUGUGGGUCGUCAUCGUCGUGUUGCUUUCAAUAUCCAUCUCCGUCUGCUGCUUCAGCUGCCCCGGCUGCCCGGCGUACCGCUACGGCCCGAAGGACGCCGUGGCCGCGGCCGUGUCCCCCGCGGCGCAGCCCCAGGUGGCGCAGCCCCCCGGCGGCGAGGAUCCCGGGCAGAAAGGCCCCCUAGGGACACUCCCCGCUCCGUAGACGCUCCGUCCUCUUGCUGCUCUGUUCCCCUGGCUCUCCUGCCUCGCGCCGGAACGCCACCUACCUAUCUCCCGAUCCUCAUGCACUUUUGAUCCUCAGUAAUUUCUAGUCACGGAGCCCCUCCCCGG
This is a messenger RNA of Pelagomonas calceolata, 1207 nucleotides long. The record is from the annotation of a GenBank genome assembly. NCBI's taxonomy places the organism in Eukaryota, Pelagophyceae, Pelagomonadales, Pelagomonadaceae.